ACACGUUUCUACCUACCUAAUUACCUGUUGCAUACCAGACUAGGCAAACAGUCCAUAAUCUAUCUGUUAGAAUCGACGAAUAGAAUAUCAUUAGACCACCAAUAGACCAUACAGCCCACCCAUUCCCUGCCGCCUACCAUGACCCAUUCCCAAACACCAGAAGAGGUGCUGACCACCCUCAGCCAAACGGACAUCCGCACCCCAAUUCCUCCCUCAACCCUGCUGCCCACAAUCUCAUCCCCGCCCUUCAUCGCCCUCCCGGGCACCUUCAAUACCCGAGACCUCGGUCUCGUCCCGUCCAGCACCCUCCGGCCAUCCCUCGUCUACCGCUCCGGCGCCCUCAGCCACCUGGCCGCGACGCCCGACGGGGCCACCACCCUGGCCACCCGCCUAGGUGUCAAGCAUGUCUUCGACCUGAGGUCCGAGCAGGAGCACAAUUCCGAUCCGGACCCGGAGGUGCCGGGGGUCAGGAACUCGUGGCUGCCCACGGCGGACAAGGACGCCAGCCUCGACCUGGCGGAUUUUGUCGACGGCGAGGGCGAGGCCGGCUAUGUCAAGAUGUACAUGGAUGUCUUGAACGUGUACCGCGAGCCCUUCAAGGCCGUGCUCGAGCACAUCCGCGACGUGCCGGAUGAGCCGCUGCUGUUUCAUUGCACCGCUGGCCGAGACCGCACCGGUGUUCUGUCCGGCCUGAUCAUGUCUCUGGCUGGGCAGGAUCCCGAAGUCGUAGCAUUUGACUUUAUGUUGUCUCGUAUUGGCAAGGAGCCGGCACGUGAGAUGCUGCUCGCUUUUGUCAUGAAAUCAACGGGAGCUGCAGACCUAGAGGCCCCAGGCUUGUACAACCUUGUCAGCCUCAGAAGGUCUUGUUGGGAUGCGUUUGUCAACGAAGUGCAACAGAAGUACGGUGGCUUUUAUGGCUACACUCGGUCCGUCUUGGGUUUCACCGACGAUGACCUGAGCCUUAUAAAAAAGAACCUGGUGCGGGACUGAAAUUCAUGACGAAAGAGGAAGGGCAGGGAAUGAGUACUUGCGGUAGGCCGAAAUCCAUUAUAUUUCAACAACAGUUGCGCCAUAUGCCUGUUCAUAUAGCUAGUGAUUCCAAUUCUUCGACCCAGUGACGUG
Molecule: messenger RNA, 1122 nt
Organism: Pyricularia oryzae 70-15
Lineage: Eukaryota; Fungi; Ascomycota; Sordariomycetes; Magnaporthales; Pyriculariaceae
Exons: 2
Coding region: 139-990 (283 amino acids)
Biological process (GO): dephosphorylation
Molecular function (GO): phosphoprotein phosphatase activity
Source: RefSeq, a predicted model, not a curated record